UGUUAUUUUUGCCUGCUUUAUCUCAUUCGGUUUUCUGGACAAUCGUGUAUUAUUUUAAGGCUUUUUCAGCCAUAAAAGCACAAUAUAAACCAGUUUAUCACGCGUAAAUAAUAGCAAUAAAAGAAUUUUAAAGAAACUACAUGGCGCCUAAAGGAAAGGUUGGAACCAAAGGCAAAAAGCAAAUCCAUGAAGAAAACAAGUCUACUCUGAAGUUCUACACCAGGGUCAUACUGGGAGCUAGUACUUUAUACACAGCAGCAAAUCUUCUAUUUUCUGACACCUCCUUUUGGACAUGGUUCUUCUUGUUGUUUGCUUUGGUAGUCUAUGUUGGAAGCUACAGAUCGAUGUCUGCCAUGGCCAAACCAGCUUUUGCUGAUGAUGGCACUUUAUUGGACAGUGGAAUUGACCUCAACAUGGAACAAGGCAUGGCAGAGCACCUUAAAGAUGUCAUCUUGCUGACUGCCAUAGUCCAGGUCCUUAGCACUCUCUCCUCCUACUUCUGGUACCUCUGGCUUUUGGCACCUGCUCGGGCUUUGCAUUUAUUGUGGGUAAACUUGUUGGGUCCUUGGUUUUCUGCUGAGUCUUCUGCACCUCCUGAGGAAGUCCUAGAAAAGAAGCAGAGACGACAGGAGAGACGACACAUGAAACGAUUCUAACUAUUACUUCUUUUAUUUUUUUCCAUUGUACACAUGAACAUUAUUAUUUGUUAAAGUGAAAUACAGUUAUUGAUUUCUCACUAUGUUCUGA
Molecule: messenger RNA, 747 nt
Organism: Trichomycterus rosablanca
Lineage: Eukaryota; Metazoa; Chordata; Actinopteri; Siluriformes; Trichomycteridae
Gene: tmem208
Product: transmembrane protein 208
Exons: 6
Coding region: 141-656 (171 amino acids)
Biological process (GO): vacuolar protein processing
Cellular component (GO): intracellular membrane-bounded organelle
Source: RefSeq, a predicted model, not a curated record